Copidosoma floridanum is the source of this 324-nucleotide messenger RNA. RefSeq lists its product as uncharacterized. The record is from RefSeq and is a predicted model, not a curated record. Lineage: Eukaryota; Metazoa; Arthropoda; Insecta; Hymenoptera; Encyrtidae.
AUGCCUGUGCUUAGUAAAGUAAGAGCAGUACCCUUUGGAUUGCGUGAGAAACUGAAAGCAGAGAUAGAUAGAUUGGAAGAAACUCAAAUCAUUACGGCUGUCAAAAGUAACGAUUGGGCUACGCCGGUAGUUCCAAAUUUGAAAAGUAACGGACAGAUUAGGUUAUGUGAAGACUACAAAAUUACGGUAAACCCGAAAUUAAGAGUUGAUAGACACCCGAUUUCGAGGGUUAUGAAUUUAGUAGCAAAAUUGGAGGGUGGUAAAUUUUUUUCAAAAUUGGAUCUCACUCACGUCUAUCAGCAGAUCGAGUUAGAUGAUGAAUGA